Messenger RNA from Adelges cooleyi (spruce gall adelgid), 3540 nucleotides. Its product is annotated as ankyrin repeat domain-containing protein 31-like. Gene Ontology annotation, molecular function: protein binding. Lineage: Eukaryota; Metazoa; Arthropoda; Insecta; Hemiptera; Adelgidae. Bases 252 to 3506 code for a protein of 1084 amino acids. The transcript is spliced from 24 exons. The record is from RefSeq and is a predicted model, not a curated record.
UACCGAUUAUUACUAAGUUCAAAUAUUAAACUGACUUUUUUAGUACAAUAAUCUACAAUUAGCAAAGAAUGUAUAUUUGAUAUAAUUUUAUAUUUUCUUCAUCAAUAAAUUAAGAGAAAUACUAAACAUACACGUAUUAGACGAUAUUAUAUUAAUUAUUGUAAAAUUGGAUUAUCACAUUAAAAAAAGUGGAUAUUACUUACUGAUAGAUAUUUUCAAACAACAGUUUUUUAGUAAUAUAAACUGUAAAUAUGAAUAAGGAUUUAAAAAAGAAAACAACAUUGGCAGACAUGGCAUUUUUAAAGAAAUCUUAUAAAGAAUAUAUAAGAGACGAUUUUAUAAAUGCAUUUAAAAAAUUUUAUUGUGAUGGUAACAUGAAUGUACCAAUUUUUGACAAUUUAAAAUCUGACUGUAAUCACUACAAAUCUAAUAAAACAAAAACAAAAAUGGAUCACUAUGAACUGGUGGUAUAUGCAAAAAAUAUUUUAUUUUGGCUUGAUCCAAAAAUGGGUUACGAUAACUGUAAGGAAGUUCCAAAACCAACUAAACAAAGAUUUUUCAAGACCAGUUAUUUUCAAGAAGGAGAACAACUGUCAAGAGUUUGUCUUUACUACAGAUUACCGGAUUUUAAUAAUAAGAUUAUAGAUAAACAAUUGUCUAAAAAAAUAGAUUUGUCUUGUGAUUUUCCUCCGAAAAAUGUGAAAGCAGAUAAUGCAAGCGAAACAAUAAUUUAUUCUCCAGAUAAACCGAUAAAAAAAAAAACUAAAAACAAAGUAAAAUCUAACAAUGGAUCAUGUAAUUUAAGUAAAAAAAGCUUAUCUACCCCUGAAGUUGAUAUGAUAAUAGAUUCUAAAAAGGAAUUGAAUAAAAAUGUCAUCACACCACUUACUUCGAGUGGUUCAAAUAAAAAAAGUUUACACAAUCCCAAAACAGAAAUUCCUAAUAAGGUAGAAGAUCCUAACUUAGAGUUAAAUAAAAAAGUUGGCCUACCAACUACAUCAAAAAACUUGAAUGAUAAACGUCCACACAGUCCUAAAGCAGAAAUCAAUACGGUUAAUCACAUAGAAAUUUUGUUAAAAGAGAAAAAUUGCCCACCGACUAUCUCUAAAGAUUUGAAUAAGAAACGUCCACAUGGAUCUGAAGCAGAAAUUGAUACAGUAAAUAAUAAAGAAAUUUUGCUAAAAGAAGAAAACUGCACACCGACUUGCUCAAAAGAUCUGAAUCAAAACCGUCCUCUUGGAAAAGCUGAAACUGAUACGGUAAUUAUAAAAGAAAUUUUGUUAAAAGAAAAAAAUAGCACACUGAUUUCUUCGAAUCAAUUAAAUAAAAAACGUCCACAAGAAGAAGAAAUUGAUACAGUAAAUAACAAAGAAAUGUUGGUAAAAGAAAAAAAUUGCACACUGACCUUAAAUGAUCUGAAUAAAAAGAGCUUAUGUGGUGUUGCAGAAGAAAUUGAUAUGGUAAAUGAUCCUGGUAUUAUGGCAAAUUCCAGAAAAAGCACUCUAACUAAAUCAAAAGAUUUGAAGAAAAGUGUGCCCAGCUCUAAAUCAAAAAUCCAUACGGAAAAAGAUUCUGAUAUCAAAUUAAAACAAAAAAGUACACCAAGUACUUCAGGUGUUUUAAAUAAUAAAAGUUCACGCGAUGCCGAAGCAGAAAUCGACAUGAUAUUUCAAAAUUUUGUCUGUUCUCCAACAUACAACGAUUGUACAUUAUCAGAUGAUAGUCCAAAAAAUAAUUCUAAUAUACCAACUGAAAAAUCCACAAAUAUUGUAUGCACCUCUAAAAAGAGUAUAAAAGCAAAUAUCGGGGUGCAAAACACAUCUUCCAAAAACACUAUUGAGAGAGUGAAAAAAAUAUCGGAAGCAAAUCAAACUUUUGAAGAAAAAGAGUUAUCCAAAAGUGUUUUGAAAUCGAAAAACAGUGAAAUUAUACCAAAUUGUUUAUUUUAUAAAACACCAUCGACCAAAAAUAUUACUCUUAGUAACAAAAAAAAUAGUAAGCAACCAGUUGAAAGUAAUAGCAGGUCAAAAGAGUGUGGUAACAUCUCGUUAACUGGAAAAAGAUGUAAUUCUAAUAAUGAUUUAGAUACUAUUGUGACAAAUAAAAAAUUAAAGACUGAAUCUAAAGAAAUAUUAUCUCAUUCUUCUAACAAAAUAAAAGAUAUCAACGACAUUAAAAAUGAAAAUCAUUAUGAAGCAGAAAAAAACUUGCCUGGUAGGCAAAACGAUGAUGAAAUAAAAAAAUCUCAUAACUCUAAAAAGACAUUGAUUACGACUACAAAAAAAAAUAUGAAUGAAAUAGCAAAGGCUGUAAAAAAUGACAACCAAUUUAACUUAGAAAAUAGUAGUCCUAAAGAUAAUACACCAAAUAAAAAUAUUAUACAAAAAAUUGAUGUACAGAAGACACAAAUAGAUUCUACAAAAAAACCUUAUAAAAAUAUGUAUACGAGAAAUAGUAAAGGUGAAACAAUAUUGCAUACUGCUUGUUCUAAGGGUAAUCUAGAUACAGUAAUCUCACUGCUUUCACAAGGGUUCAAUCCAAACGUUAAAGACCAUGCUGGAUGGACUCCUUUGCAUGAAACAGUGAAAACUGGUCGCAUAGACAUUGUAAAAAGUUUGAUUAAAUAUGGGGCGUAUUUAAGUGUACCCGGUUUUGAAUAUGAAACCCCAUUACAUACAGCUAUUAAGUACAAUCAAUUUGAAAUAGCAGAAAUACUUUUGGAAAAUAGAGCCAAUACUAAAUGUGUAAACAUUUAUGGGGAAACACCCAAAACUCUUAACGAAGAAAUAUGGUCAAAAUUAACAAUAAAAAAAAAUCUAUGUACGCCAAAAUUUGAUCAUGUUUAUGAGCCAGAUCAAGUUACAAUAAUUGUAAAUGGAAUCACACUGAACAAUGGUACUAUUAAUAGAUUUUGUAAACAGUUUAAUAUUAAACUCGCCAAGACCAGUUUUAAUGAUAAACAUUAUGUGACUCAUGUCAUAGUGCCAGACACGCCAAAUAAUAUUUGUAAUGUGAAUUUUGAAUGUUUGAAUGGCAUAGCAAAUGGAUUAUUUAUCAUUAAACAAAAAUGGAUCACUAAUUCGCUGCUACAAAAUAAACUUUUGUCGUGUGAAGAUUAUGAAGUUAGCGGAACAAAACAAUUUGUUGACUGUAAUGGUCCGAAAUUAUCACGAAUAAAUAAACAAAAUUUGAACCCAAAACUGUUUGAUGGAAUAAAUGUACACAUUUGUGGAAAUUCAGGCUUUAACCAAUUAACAGUAGAAGAUUUAAAGAAACUGGUAUUAGAAUUUGGAGCAAAACUGUUGAAACGAAUGCCAAAUCCCGAAGAUUGCUCUACAAAUAUUAUGCCAUUUCAUUGUCAAAAAUAUGAACAAAUGCAAUAUCUAUCUACAAUCAUACUAUACACCAAUGAUUCUAAUAGAUUAAUUAAAUAUAAUAUGAAACAUUUCAAAGCAUUUCAUAUUUCAUGGUUUUUAGAAGUCGCUCAAAAGUAUUCUAUUGUAUAAAGUUAUUAAUAAAUACAUCCUUAUGAGUUAUUUA